AUGGCUGAUAUGCCAACGGAGUUGCUGGACCAGCUCAAAACAUUGGAGGAACUCUUUACGGUGGAUCAGGCAAAACUAAAGAAGAUCGUUGACCAUUUUGUCAAGGAGUUAGAGAAGGGCCUAAGUGUCGAUGGAGGAAACAUUCCUAUGAACGUAACAUGGGUCUUGGGGUUCCCCACUGGCUAUGAGCAAGGCACAUACCUCUCCCUCGAUAUGGGCGGUACCAAUCUACGAGUUUGUGAAAUUCACCUCACCGAAGAGAAGGGCGAGUUCGAUAUCACACAAUCCAAGUACCGAAUACCCGAUGAGCUGAAGAACGGAAGCUCAGAAGACCUCUGGGAGUAUAUUGCCGACUGCGUGCAGCAGUUCAUCGAACAUUACCAUGAAGGCGAUAUAUCCAUCCCGGAUUUCCCAUUGGGCUUCACGUUCUCCUACCCCGCCACGCAGGAUUAUAUUGAUCAUGGAGUCCUGCAGAGGUGGACCAAGGGCUUUGAUAUCGAUGGGGUGGAGGGCCAUGAUGUUGUUCCAAUGUUAGAAGCAGCAUUGGCUAAGAAGAACCUCCCAACUAAGAUCACCGCUCUAAUCAAUGACACAACCGGCACUCUCAUCGCCUCCGCUUAUACCGAUCCCGAGAUGAGAAUCGGUUGUAUAUUCGGCACUGGCGUCAACGCUGCUUACAUGGAAAACGCCGGUUCCAUCCCCAAAAUUGCCCACUACAACUUACCCCCGGACACCCCUGUGGCCAUCAACUGCGAAUACGGCGCCUUCGACAACGAUCACAUCGUCCUCCCCCUAACCCAAUACGACAUCAUAAUCGACCGUGACUCACCCCGACCAGGCCAACAGGCCUUCGAAAAGAUGACCGCAGGCCUCUACCUGGGCGAAAUCUACCGCCUCGUCCUCCUCGACCUCAUCGACAACAAGGACAACCUCAUCUUCCCCAACCAAGACGUCUCCGGACUGCGCAAACCCUACUCCCUCGACUCCUCCUUCCUCUCCUACAUCGAAGAAGACCCCUUCGAAAAUCUCUCGGAGACUCGCGACCUCUUCCAGCGCAAGCUGGGCAUCUACUCCUCCUCCUCUGAGCUGGAAUUCUGCCGGCGCCUGGCGGAAUUAAUCGGCACUCGUGCCGCGCGCCUCUCCGUCUGCGGCGUUGCGGCCAUCUGCAAGAAGAAAAAUAUCUCACAUUGUCAUGUCGGCGCGGACGGGUCGGUGUUUAACAAGUAUCCUCAUUUCAAAGCCAGGGGUGCCAAGGCGCUGAGGGAGAUUCUGGACUGGCCGGAUAAUGAGCCUGAUCGGAUUGUGAUGAGUGGAGCGGAGGAUGGUUCCGGUGUUGGUGCGGCGUUGAUUGCGGCGUUGACGCUUGAGAGGGUUAAGAAGGGCAAUUUAGUGGGGAUUCAGAAUAAGGAGACGAUAACGAAGUUUUGUUGA
Paracoccidioides brasiliensis Pb18 is the source of this 1431-nucleotide messenger RNA. RefSeq names its product hexokinase. Bases 1 to 1431 code for a protein of 476 amino acids. Gene Ontology annotation, cellular component: cytosol; mitochondrion. Gene Ontology annotation, molecular function: mannokinase activity; glucokinase activity; D-glucose binding. The transcript has 4 exons. Gene Ontology annotation, biological process: glycolytic process; glucose 6-phosphate metabolic process; intracellular glucose homeostasis. The record is from RefSeq and is a predicted model, not a curated record.